Messenger RNA from Cucurbita moschata (crookneck pumpkin), 588 nucleotides. RefSeq names its product glycine-rich protein 1-like. NCBI's taxonomy places the organism in Eukaryota, Viridiplantae, Streptophyta, Magnoliopsida, Cucurbitales, Cucurbitaceae. The record is from RefSeq and is a predicted model, not a curated record. The coding region runs from base 1 to 588 and encodes 195 amino acids. The transcript has a single exon.
AUGGCGCUCUUUCAUGCCAUUUUCUUAGUGAUUGCUUUGCAAUGUUGUGUGAAGGUAAGUGCUACUUUCGGCGAUGUCACUGGUGAUGUCAAUGUUGAUCGUUCAUUUUCAUAUCGUACAUCUGGAACACAAGACACACAAGUCCCAGCGGCUGCACCUUCUGAGGGUGUUGCAUCGGGUGGUGCUGCGUCGAGUGGAAGCAUCGCUGAAACUCCGGAGGGUGCUGCGUCGAGUGGAAGCAUCGCUGAAACUCCGGAGGGUGCUGCGUCGAGUGGAAGCAUCGCUGAAACUCCGGAGGGUGCUGCGUCGAGUGGAAGCAUCGCUGAAACUCCGGAGGGUGCUGCAUCGAGUGGAAGCAUCGCUGAAACUCCGGAGGGUGCUACGUCGGGUGGAAGCAUCGCUGAGACUCCGGAGGGUGCUGCGUCGACUCCCAAGGGGGCUGCGUCGGGUGGAAGCAUCGCUGAGACUCCCGAGGGAGCUGCGUCGACUCCAAAGGGGGCUGCGCCGGGUGGGAGCAUCGCUGAAACCCCAACCAAUAUACCAAAUGAAAGUAGCACACAAGCCCCCACACCAAUUGGGAGCAAUUAA